UGGAAGAAACUGGGUGGACUAAGAAUUAGCACAGCUAGUUGAUUUUAGACAUUUUAAGUAGAUUGAUGAAGAGAACCUUGCUUUCUUAAGAAAUUGUUCAAUGUUGCUGAAAAAUCAAAUGGUUUAAUGAUUUACUAAUUUCUUCUUCAUCAACUUGAAUUGGGUGAGUCUUGGCUAGUUUUUUCAGGGUUGUGAUUUUUUAAGUUAUUUGGGCUGGAGUGUGGUGCAGAUUUAUGGUUGAAUGACCUGUAUAGUCUUUGUCUCCCUUCACUGAGACAUUUGUUUAUGUUCUCAUAGACCUCUGAUUAACUUGCAGUAUCUCUUUUUUUGUUUAACAUAAUUUCAAUGUUUCACAUGAGAAAAAAAGUUAUAUAACAUUUUGAAGGUACUUUUGUAUCUUUUUUAAAUAAGAUCACGCAAUUUCAGUCUCUCUGUUCUAGAAAAAUAUUUUGCAUGAACCAAUCCAAAUGUUUGUGGGACCCUCUUCUCUUUUCCGUUUUGACAGGUACAUUUAUCUUGUAACUUAUAAAGCACCGGCAUUAGACUGUAAGGUCUGAUUGUAAAAUUUUAUCUUACGAGGAAAAAUUCAGAAGUUUACAAAUAACAGUUAUAAUUUUUAGAUACUGUAGGAUCUUACUGAAGGUUCCUUUGUUAUCUCUUUGUAUGUCUCACGCUUUUCUUUUUUAAUGCUUCUUAAGUGAACUAAUCUUGCAAACUGUUGCACGACUUCAUGUGAUUUAAUAUCUGAAGUUUAUUGGGGUAACAGGGGUGGUCGUGUGAGAUGGGAUGAGGAUAAUCUGGGGGAAAUUGAAGCAAAUAAACCCGUAAGGCAGAAAAUUACUGAACCCAAGACACCAUAUCACCCCAGGAUUAAUGAUGAUGGUUCUCUGUCGCCUAUUCGGGGCAGCUUUAAUGAAUGUAUUGACUCUGUUACUGAUGCAAUGGAUGCUGAAGAAUUACGGACUGCUUUGAAUGAUGUUGCUUCUUCUAGUAAACAAACCAGUGGCCCAUCCGGCUGGUCAUCAUCAGAGGAUGAGGCAGAUCCUAUGGAACAAGAUGAAGAAGAUUCUGAAAUGGGUAGGAGUUUGAGUUUUAAGGAGCACAGAAAAGCACACUAUGACGAAUAUCUGACAGUAAAAGAACUCCGGCGUAAUGGUUCUGUGCUUGAUGAUGUAGACGAGGAUGAGGGUGAGAAGCAAAAUGAUGGAAGAUCUGCUUCAACUUCAUCAGUAAGUGCUGGUGUUAAGUGUAUAGACAUCGAGGGGGAGACUGCAAAUCUGCCCCAACAAUCUUCAGCACCACCAACUAAUGGAGCUUAGUAGCCGCCAUCUGGCCAAUGUGAGAUGUAAAGUGACUAUUUUGGCAUCUUUGCUUACAACAUAUCUCCGUGUAUGUUUACUAACAAU
Molecule: messenger RNA, 1406 nt
Organism: Pistacia vera
Lineage: Eukaryota; Viridiplantae; Streptophyta; Magnoliopsida; Sapindales; Anacardiaceae
Product: protein phosphatase inhibitor 2-like
Exons: 3
Coding region: 942-1319 (125 amino acids)
Biological process (GO): regulation of signal transduction
Molecular function (GO): protein phosphatase inhibitor activity
Source: RefSeq, a predicted model, not a curated record